AUGGCUUCCGACACAGGCCUGCCACCAGGCAGGACGUUCCAAGAGCUGUUCAUCAUACUUGUACCAUCAUUACUGAUCCCAGCUUUCUUUCUUCUCGUCCGAAAAUCGCAGUCGGCUCCCAACCCUUACGUCUACGAGAGGUUGGGCCAGAAGGGAACACCAAAUCUCUCGGACGAGGAAAACCUCGAGUACACAAAACCCCCAAGUACUAGCAAGUCGCAAGAUUGGCGGUUGAAGGCCAUCCUUUGCCAUCCCAUCAAGUCUUGUCAUGGAUUCGAGCUAGAUUCGGCCAAGAUCGAUCGAGCUGGCAUCUUUUGGGAUCGUCAAUUUGCCAUAGCAGAAUGGUCGGAGCUGAAAUCGAAGCCCGGCGAGCAGAAGAAGCAUGGAUGGAAGUUCCGGACCCUGCGACAGCCAGGAUAUAACAAGCUUGCCCUAGUGAAGCCGGAAGUCUGGCUCAAGAAGGGCUCGGAUACUGAUGGUCUGCUUGUUGUCCGAUACCCUCUAAUACCAACCGGUGCUUUCGCGCCUCUGCGGCGACUGUUAAUCCGGAUCAAGUUAUUGCCUAAUGAGACAUCUUUCCAGGUUCCAUUUACACCUCCGAAGGAUCACGACUACCCCAGGGAGGUAAUGGAGAUCUUUAGCGACGCACCUACCUGGCUAAAUUACCAAAGACACGUUCCCUCCAGCCUGCAGACAGUCUUCGGUGCGAAGAAUCCCGUCACCUUAUUUCGAGUCGAUCCUGCUUCGUAUCGAGAAGUACACGGAAAUGCGCCGAAGCCGAGCGAGAUCGGUUAUCAACCAGUUGCAGCAGCUGCAGACUCUUUCCCGCUCAGCAUACAGAAUCUGGCGUCAAUACGGGAUGUUGCCGACAAGGUGAAAGAAGACAUCCCGCAUCUCUCUGUUCGUCGAUUUCGACCUAAUCUGGUCGUGACCGGCGGCAGUGCAUUCGACGAAGACGACUGGCAACGGAUCAAGGUUGGAGACAAUGAGAUUAUUUGCUCAUGUCAUACAACAAGAUGCAAAUUGCCUUGCGUAGAUCCUGACACGGCUGAACGACAUAACAGCCAGCCCGAGCAGUACCUCCGGAAGAACCGUGAUGUGGAUGAAGGUGCUCCGCAGAAAGGUUGUCUCGGUCUUCAGAUGGUACCAGCAACGGACAAAGUGAUCGAGAACAGGGUUGGAGAUCCUGUCCAAAUACUUGAGCGUGGUAAACAUUUCUUCAUCAAAUAA
Cyphellophora attinorum is the source of this 1230-nucleotide messenger RNA. RefSeq lists its product as uncharacterized. Lineage: Eukaryota; Fungi; Ascomycota; Eurotiomycetes; Chaetothyriales; Cyphellophoraceae. The transcript is spliced from 2 exons. Gene Ontology annotation, molecular function: pyridoxal phosphate binding; molybdenum ion binding; catalytic activity. The coding region runs from base 1 to 1230 and encodes 409 amino acids. The record is from RefSeq and is a predicted model, not a curated record.